AUGUCUCCUGAAGAAACUAUAGAAGGUUUUAAAAAGAUAGGCUUAAGUGAACAAAAGGCAAAGGAAACUCUAAAAAAUGCUAAUGUUACAAAGUUUCUGCUUCAGAUCCUAAGUGAGGUCGACGUCCAAAAAUUACAACCCGGUGUAGGUUUACUUUUGUACCAUCUGGCUACGAAAAUUAAGCCGCAAUCUGUUGGCAAACUCCCAUUUAUUUGCAAGUACAUAGCGGACGGAAGAUUAGAUUCUACACUGAGAAUAGAUGCUGCUUUGGAAUAUGUCCUUAGUCAUCUCAAUGAGGAAAAUGUUAGCAUUAAAGAGUUUGAGGAAGCCUGUGGUGUUGGAAUUGUGGUAACACCAGAGCAGGUAGAACUGGCUGUUGAAAAGCAUAUGGCAAAGUACAAAAGCGAAUUACUUGAGAAAAGGUACAGAUUUAACUCUGGAGUAGUUAUGCAAGCUGUCAGAUCCGAUUUAAAGUGGGCUGACGGUAAAGCAAUAAAAAACGAAGUUGAUGUUCAGAUUCUAGAUCUCUUGGGUCCAAAAACUGAGGCUGACUUGGCUCCUAUACCAAAAGCAGAGAAGAAAGCUAAAACCUCUAGUGAAAUUAGCAAAAAGUCUAAAAAGGAAGAUAACAAAGGAGCUGCAAGUGUUGUAGAUUCAAGUGAAGAAGCAGUUUCAAUAUCUGAGCUCAUGAAAAAGUUACCGUUUCAUGUCCCUGGUGAAAACUUUAAGUCAGAUGGAUAUAUUGUUACACCAAGCACUAAAAAACUUUUAGAAGACCAUCUUAAAAUAACUGGUGGAAAAGUUCGUACAAGAUUCCCACCAGAACCUAAUGGUAUUUUACAUAUUGGUCACGCUAAAGCUAUAAAUAUUAACUUUGGCUAUGCUGCAGCCCAUGACGGUAUAUGUUUUCUUAGAUAUGAUGAUACAAAUCCUGAGAAAGAAGAGGAGAAAUUCUUUAUUGGCAUUAAGGAUAUGGUUGAAUGGCUUGGAUACACACCUUACAAAAUAACCCAUUCAUCUGAUUAUUUUGACCAACUGUAUGAAUGGGCAGUAAAAUUGAUAAAGAAGGAAUUGGCCUACGUGUGUCAUCAGAAAGCUGAGGAGAUUAAAGGAUACAACCCACCCCCAUCUCCGUGGAGGAACAGGCCUGUCGAAGAAAGUUUGCAUCUCUUUGAGGAUAUGAAAAAUGGGAAAAUAGAUGAAGGAGAAGCAACACUGAGAAUGAAAAUAACCCUAGAAGAAGGCAAACAAGAUCCAGUGGCUUAUAGAAUUAAAUUCAAGCCGCAUCAUCGUACAGGAAGCAAAUGGUGCAUUUACCCCACUUAUGAUUAUACACACUGUUUGUGUGAUAGUAUAGAGCACAUCACACAUUCUCUGUGUACAAAGGAGUUCCAGUCUAGAAGGUCCUCCUAUUAUUGGCUAUGUAAUGCGUUAGACAUCUAUUGCCCUGUCCAGUGGGAGUAUGGGCGGCUUAAUGUCAAUUAUACUGUGGUAUCUAAGAGGAAAAUCGCCAAGUUGAUUGAUGAAGGAAUUGUCAAUGACUGGGACGACCCGCGACUGUUCACAUUGACCGCGUUACGAAGACGUGGAGUUCCUUCUGUAGCUGUGAAUGCAUUCUGCGCAGCGCUGGGAGUUACAGGAGCUGUUGGCGCAGUUGAUCCUGCACUCCUUGAUGCUUCCGUGAGGGACCACCUCAAUCUAACAGCGCCCAGAGUUAUGGUGGUACUAGACCCGUUGAAGAUCACCAUCACCAACUUCCCAAGUGAUGAAGUCAUAUCAGUCACUGUUCCUGACUUCCCUAAUGAUCCCGAUAAGAGUUCACACAAAGUUGUAUUGGAUAGGACACUGUACAUUGAAGCUAGUGAUUUUAAGGAACAACCUGAAAAGGGGUACCGUCGCCUCACGCUGACACAGUCAGUAGGACUAAGGCAUGCAGGGUAUAUUAUCAAGGUAUCGAAAGUUAACAAAGAUAGCAGUGGUAAAGUGGUUGAAUUGGAAUGCACUGCUGAGUCAACAGAAAAUGCGGAGAAGCCGAAAGCGUUUAUACAUUGGGUCUCUCAGCCCAUUGGGGUGGAAGUUCGACUUUAUGAACCUCUGUUCAAACACAAAAACCCCGAAGAUCCAGCGGAAGUGCCCGGUGGGUUCCUGUCGGAUUGCCGCAGUGACACGUUAACUAUUUCACGCGCAUACGCAGACUCGUCUAUCAAAGGCGCUAAAGUGUACGAUAAAUUCCAAUUCGAAAGGAUUGGCUUCUUUUCCGUUGAUCCAGAUACAGACUCAUCUAACAUCGUAUUCAAUAGAACCGUAUCACUGAAAGAAGAUAGCGGAAAGUAG
Messenger RNA from Leptosia nina, 2334 nucleotides. The record is from the annotation of a GenBank genome assembly. Lineage: Eukaryota; Metazoa; Arthropoda; Insecta; Lepidoptera; Pieridae.